Molecule: messenger RNA, 2193 nt
Organism: Erythranthe guttata (spotted monkey flower)
Lineage: Eukaryota; Viridiplantae; Streptophyta; Magnoliopsida; Lamiales; Phrymaceae
Product: Core-2/I-branching beta-1,6-N-acetylglucosaminyltransferase family protein
Cellular component (GO): membrane
Molecular function (GO): glucuronosyltransferase activity
Source: RefSeq, a predicted model, not a curated record
UCAGCGCGUAGAACACACUUCCACCGCCGACAGUGCAACAAAGAAAUAAAACAUCUCACAUGAUUCUCACACCUCGCUCAAGCGCGUGAGCGAUAAACACAAGAGAAACAGUUUUUUCACACAAGUUUAGUACUUACUUAAGAUCUAUGAUCAAACAUUAAUCAUCAAUUUUUUCAAAAAAACAAAUACUAAGAAAGAAAAACACACACACACACACACACACACACAGACACACACACACACAGAGAAACACACAUUUUCAUUCAACGCACAAUCACUGUUCUCUUCUUCCCAACAGCUCUCUCCUUCCCACCUAAAUCUAACUUCUCUCACAUCAAACCCUAAUUCCAGCAAAAUUUUGCCUGAACUGCAAUCCCCAAAAAUUACCAAAUUAAAAUCGAAACCCACGAAAUAGGAAACCUAGUAAUCACCCGGGCUUGAUCCAUCUCGUUCAAUUUCGUAAACAUUCAUGAAAAUCUGCGGAAUCCCAUUUACGAAUCACCGGAAUCUCGACUAAUUUUUUUAUCAAUUUUUUCGGUUCAUGCAAAUCUGAAUGGGACCCGAAAAGAAAUGGAUCUUCACCCUGUUCUCCGGCGCGUUCAUCACAUUCCUCAUAUUCCUAUCGUUCAUUUCGGGUUUCAGUUCGUCGAAUUACAGCGCGUUCCCACCGCACAAGCCGGCGGUUCAUCACGGGCCGGGCCAUCCGCCGGCGUUCGCCUACUACAUCUCCGGCGGCAGGGGUGACGUGGAGCGGCUGUUCCGCCUCUUGCUGGCGGUGUACCACCCGAGGAACAGGUAUUUGCUGCACAUUACGGCUGAGGGGAGCGAUGAGGAGAGGCUGAGGCUCGGAGCUUUGGUGAAGUCCAUGCCUGCGGUUCGGGCUUUCGGGAAUGUGGAUGUGAUUGGAAAGCCCGAUCCGAAUACCUACAUGGGGUCCACGAAUAUUGCGGCUAUUUUGAGGGCGGCUGCUGUUUUGUUGAAGGUGGAUGGUGGCUGGGAUUGGUUUAUUACUCUCAGCGCGUUGGAUUAUCCGUUGAUUACGCAGGAUGAUUUGUCCCAUGUGUUCUCAUCAAUUAGCAGAGACUUGAACUUCAUCGAUCACACAAGUGAUCUGGGAUGGAAAGAGGGUCAAAGAAUCCAACCCAUUGUAGUGGACCCCGGUAUUUACUUAGCCAGGAGAACCCAAAUCUUUCACGCCACCGAAAAACGUCAAAUGCCCGACGCUUUCACGGUUUUCACAGGUUCACCAUGGGUUGUCCUAAGCCGAUCCUUCCUCGAAUUUUGCAUAUUCGGGUGGGAUAAUCUCCCGCGGACACUCUUAAUGUACUCCACCAACGUAGCUCUCCCCCAAGAAGUCUACUUCCACUCUGUCAUCUGCAAUUCGCCCGAAUUCAAGAACACAACGGUCAAUGCCGACCUGAGGUACUUCGUGUGGGACGACCCGCCCAAAAUGGAGCCCCAUAUCCUAAGAGAAUCGGAUUACGAGGAUAUGGUCAAUAGCGGGUCGGCCUUCGCCCGUCAGUUCGAAAAGGAGGGGUCCGUUUUGGACAUGAUAGAUAAAAGAGUCCUCUUGAGGGGGCGUAACAGAGCGACACCUGGCGCGUGGUGUAAAGGGAGGAGGAGUUGGUUGAUGGACCCGUGCUCACUGUGGGGUGAUGUUAACGUUGUGAAAGCGGGCCCACAGGCGAAGAAAUUUGGUGGGUCCAUCGAUAAGAUUCUUGAUGAUCGGAACUCGCAGCCAAAUACAUGCAUGUGAUAAAAAUAUAUUCUUUGGUUUUUUCUUUUUUUUUUGGGCCAUGGUGUUAUUCUUUUGGGGGGGAAUCUUCUUAUUGCGAAAGCUCGUUUUUUAUGUUGGAAGAUAUGGAAAAACCGAAAGUCUUGAUUUUUGGGGCGUUUUGGGAUAGUAUUUAUUGUACAGAAAACCAGCCAAAUGGUCUUCCAAUGAUGCGAGGAGUUAUACCCCUUCCUUCGUAUGUUAUUUACGAUCCCUACCCUCGCCGAUUUGUUUUUUUCUUGCAUCACGAGUUUUUUUUUCUUCUUUCCUUCGAGUUUUUGUAGUUUAUUUUGCGAAAGAGCGCAGUUAGAACCCUUUGGAAUAUCCUAUGUAAAUUAGGGCAAUGUAGUAAGAAAAUGUUGUUGUAAUAUUUGAUCAACUUGAUAUAAAUGGAUUAUUUGAUUUCGGUUCGUGCAAAA